CUUGCUUGGUCGGUCGUUACACUGUUUGUCGUGGCGGCUGAGGUGGAUUGGAUUUGCAGCAAUCUCAACAGUCAACGUCAAUUCGUGUCUGCUUUUGUACUCGCACACAAUGAAGCGAGAGAUCAACAGCAACAGUUGGGCCUCUGUGGUGCUGGUCGCAGCAGUGGCAGUGGCAGUAGGAGCAGCGGGAACACUCGGCAAUGACAUGCCUUGCCAGCCAAGCGGCACGGGGUCAGGGAGGGAGUACACGUCUGACCGCCACCCGCGCGUGCUGUCCAAGAUUGGCCUGGACGCAGAAGACGCAGCAGAAGCGUUUCAUGUCAGCGACGUGCAGGCGUUGGAGAAGAACAUCCGCAGCUGCAUCCAAGAGAGCGCCGAGCACACAUCGGCGCCGUCUUCGUUCAGAGCGGACCAGCGACCCGUGCACUUCUUUGUCAUCUCUUAUGGUGGAUCCGGGAGCAAGACCUUCUGGCACUUCCUGCGCAAGUAUGGCAAGUCAUACCACAUCCACGAUCCGCAUCCAGUAGAGGAGCUGCACAUGCCUGCGCCGACGCACACAGACACAGCCAUGUCCGUGUCCAAACACAAGAUCCCAACAGCGGACCUCCAUCUCUUUCGUGUCAUCGUGCAAGUCCGCGACCCGUGCGAGGCGGCGUGCUCUCACCUGCACCUUGGGCUGAACAAGAACCAUUGCCGCAACAUGCUCAACUCAAAGUCGCACUGCCUCAACGGCCCACAGAGCUACGAAGAGUAUGUACAGCGCGGAGAGGACCACAUUGGGUUUGACAGGUUCUACCAAGCGUGGAUGGACCCGGAGAAAGCCAAGCAGCGCAACUACAACAUUGUCAUCCUCAACUUCCACAAGAUGUGGGACCACAAGGAAGAAGUGAUCCGUGCCCUGGGUCUCCCACCAUCGGCCAUCAACGACUUCCCAACAUCUUCUGCGGCGAGUGAGGAGGAGCGUGCCAAGGUCAAGGCAUCAUGUCCCCACGACGGGCUGUACAAAAUCUACAAGAACGUCACCGACGACAUCUACUUCAGGCUCCCUGCCGUCUCGUACCUUGGCCCGGGACCCUUCCCAUAACCACUGUUGUUGUCAGUGUGUGUGUGUGUGUGUGUGUGGAUGUGUGUGGGUG
This is a messenger RNA of Salpingoeca rosetta, 1136 nucleotides long. RefSeq lists its product as uncharacterized. Lineage: Eukaryota; Choanoflagellata; Craspedida; Salpingoecidae. The coding region runs from base 110 to 1084 and encodes 324 amino acids. The transcript has a single exon. The record is from RefSeq and is a predicted model, not a curated record.